GGCGCGUACCUCGAUUUCAGCGAAGAGGAGGAGGUUGAGGCAGGCUUAUUAUUGAGUGCCACAACACUGGACAAGGGAACAGGUGGCCAUGAAAAGGAUUGUAUUUACAGCGCCUUCCUUAAUGCUCACAUCGCUUAUAAAGCGGGAGCCUAUCAGGCUCUCUGCACGCUUCUCAUGGCAGAGAUAUGUGAACCGUUCGAUAAUGGUCCUGGACUCUUGACGGAAGGUGGCCGCGAGUCCAAGGCGAGCUCACGUGGAAGUCGUUGUCCAAGCAGUGCUGAUUUAGCUGAAAGUGAUCGCCGAAACCGUCGAGCUGCAACAAUGGCGGACAAUGAAGCGAUGAGAACAGUUUUGUCAGCAUUAUACCACAUGGUAGAGCUGAUCCGCAACCAGGAACUAACUGAUUCUCUAUCAGUCGAUGAUCCCAACUUGCAAGCCAGAAGGAGCGCUUUCUUGGAAGAAUUAAGUGAGCCGCUCGAUCAUGUGGGCCAACCAUUGCUUAUUGUGCUGUUUCGAAAUGCUCCCUCCGUUCUAUACUGGCACUUCGCCUCAUUUCCCAAUCAAAAAAAUCCUUCUUCUCAUAUGGAAAAUUUUACUAGCCACGUUAGGUGGUUGGCGUCACUUGGAUGCGAUGAAAGCAGCCAAAAGGGCUGCGCUCGGUCUUCCCAGUAA
Ostertagia ostertagi is the source of this 672-nucleotide messenger RNA. NCBI's taxonomy places the organism in Eukaryota, Metazoa, Nematoda, Chromadorea, Rhabditida, Trichostrongylidae. The record is from the annotation of a GenBank genome assembly.